Chrysochloris asiatica (Cape golden mole) is the source of this 966-nucleotide messenger RNA. Its product is annotated as olfactory receptor 688-like. The record is from RefSeq and is a predicted model, not a curated record. Gene Ontology annotation, cellular component: membrane. The coding region runs from base 1 to 966 and encodes 321 amino acids. The transcript has a single exon. Lineage: Eukaryota; Metazoa; Chordata; Mammalia; Afrosoricida; Chrysochloridae. Gene Ontology annotation, molecular function: olfactory receptor activity; G protein-coupled receptor activity. Gene Ontology annotation, biological process: G protein-coupled receptor signaling pathway.
AUGGAUCUCUCCCAGAAUGUAACUAAUAGCUCAAGGUUUCAAGUCUCUGAGUUCAUCCUGUUGGGAUUCCCAGGCAUUUACCAGUGGCAGCACUGGCUUUCCCUGCCACUGGCUCUGCUCUACCUCUUAGCGCUAGGUGCCAAUCUUCUCAUCAUGAUAACCAUCCAACGUGAGUCUGCCCUGCACCAGCCCAUGUAUCAGUUCCUUAGUGUACUUGCGAUAGUUGACAUAGGUCUGGCUACCACCAUCAUGCCCAAGAUCCUGGCCAUCUUCUGGUUUGAUGCCAAGUCCAUCAGCCUUCCUCAGUGCUUUGCUCAGAUCUAUGCGAUCCAUUAUUUUCUUAGCAUGGAGUCAGGCAUCUUCCUCUGCAUGGCUGUGGAUAGAUAUGUUGCCAUUUGCUAUCCACUGCAAUAUCCGUCCAUAGUUACUCAAGCCUUUGUAAUCAAAUCCAUAGCAUUUAUGGUGCUCAGGAAUGGUUUAUUGACCAUCCCAGUGCCUGUACUGGCUUCCCAGAGACACUACUGCUCCAGGAACGAGAUUGAACACUGCCUCUGCUCUAACUUGGGAGUCACCAGUUUGGCCUGUGAUGACAUCGCCGUUAACAGGUUCUAUCAGUUGGCCUUGGCCUGGAUCAUAGGUGGAAGUGACAUGUGUCUGGUCUUUGCUUCCUAUGCUUUGAUUUUUCGCUCAGUGCUGAGGCUGAACUCUGCUGAGGCAACAUCAAAAGCCCUGAGUACCUGUAGCUCACACCUCAUCCUCAUCGUUUUUUUCUAUACAGUCAUUGUUGUAGUAUCUGUCACCCACCUGGCAGGAAGAAAGGUGCCCCUCAUCCCUGUUCUCCUCAAUGUGCUGUACAAUGUCAUCCCCCCAGCCCUUAACCCCAUGGUGUAUGCCCUUAGAACCCAGGAGCUCAGAGUGGGCUUCCAGAGGGUGCUUGGUUUGGGUGAUUAUGUGUCUAAGAAGUGA